Messenger RNA from Adineta ricciae, 942 nucleotides. Lineage: Eukaryota; Metazoa; Rotifera; Eurotatoria; Adinetida; Adinetidae. The record is from the annotation of a GenBank genome assembly.
AUGUCUGUUCAUGGACAGGUGAAAGUGCGAACAUCGGCUGAGCAAAAAGCUGCACGCGAGCGUGAACGAGCAGAGAAACUUCGCUUAUACUUAUCCGAAUAUGAAAAUAUUCUAACUAAUCGUCAAACGGCGGACCCAUUGGUUCUUUUAAAAUCAACUGAAAAUGUUCUCAGUGAACAUCCGGACUGUUUUACAUUGUGGAAUGUUCGCAGAGAAGCACUUUUGAAAAUCGAUCACGAACAAGAGAAAGAUUUUCUUGAGAAAGAACUCUCUGUCACACAGAGAUGUUUGCAAUCGAAUCCGAAAUCUUAUUCUUGUUGGUAUCAAAGGCAAUGGUGUCUGAAACAGUUGAGAGAAAAAUUCAAUGUGAAUCUUUACAAAAAUGAAUUGGGAUUAUGUAAAAAAUAUUUAGAGCUCGACGAACGAAAUUUUCAUUGUUGGGCAUACCGAUAUUAUCUUCUUGAACAACUUUGCCCGCCGACAUCAUCGACUGAUUUAGAACCAUUCUAUGAUCAAGAAUUAGAAUUUCUUCAUGCAACCAUCGGCCGUAACCUAUCGAAUUAUUCUGCGUGGCAUUAUCGUUCGAAAUAUCUUGAUAAACUUCUUGACCAGAGUCCCGCUCGUCGCUCGGCAGUUCUCUCAUUAGAAUGGGAAUUGGUUUUGAAUGCGGUUUAUACCGAUUGUUGGGAUCAAGCUGCUUGGUUUUAUCUUCGCUGGUUGUUAUUUAAACAAUUGGGUAGCGACGCAAUUAGUGAAGAUAAACACAUCAAACCAUUAGAGGAGUUGGAUGAAGUUGAACCAAGAAAUAGAUGGUGUAUGUUAGCAUUAUGUCAAUUAUGGAAAGAAAAGAAGAUUCGAGACGAGAAAAGGAAAUGCUAUUUAGUACAAUUGGCUAAUGAGAUCGAUUGUGAUCGAGCGCAGUUUUAUCGAGAUCAAAUUUAA